CGACUGGACGUCGGUGCAAGUUUUUCUCGUGCUACGCUACAAACCUGCUAUCCUCAGUCUCUCACACACAGACCAACACCUCAAACUCUACCCAGCCUCUACCCCGCCUGCUCCCUCAGCAACCGCCUCACAGACACAGUCCUGACGGUCAUCCGUCUCUGCGUGACACCACACACACAAACACACACACCACCGCUCUGGAUGCAGUUUGAACUCACGGCACCUCCAAGGAUUGCCCCGCUCCACUGCUUCUGCUUGCCUCUCGUACAUCGUGCGAACCUUGUCGAACACAAGAACUGGCGAGACAUGGUCGGAGCUGCAAGGGAACCGGCUCCACCGCCUGGGCGAGACAGUUCUGCGCUGCUACUGGUGCUCUGGCUUCUCCGCGCCACGUUCUGCAGGUUCCGUCCGUGAUGAGCGACAACUGGGUCCGCCCAUAAGGUUCCAUUGACCAGGGGGGAAGAGUUCAUGGGUACGCCCCAAGCUCCAAACCAGGGAGCAAGGGGUACAUGGAUGGCCCCAAAGCAAAUCGGGUGCUUCCCAUAGGUAUAGCCAGUCAAUUGCAGACCCCGGGCGACAGGGAAGGGGGAACAUGAGAAAGGAGCAGAGGAGCUGGCCACACAGCGAGCGCGCCCGCCCCGGCUCUGAUCUUGCUGGGGUUCACCGCAGUCUCUACCAGUACCUACGAGUCAUCAGGACUCCCAGAGACUGAGUCUAUCCAAGCCACUACUCCACCUUGGUGGCCCGUCCCAUUCCAUCCCAAAAGUGUCCUGCAAAGAGUUCGCAUCGCGCAAAACGCCACCGAACACUUAUGAUCGCAAAAUAUUGUGGUCAGGCGAUCUGCACCGGCCAACGACAAUCCUUUCCUUGAGCACACAUUUCUCGAAAACCUAUCGAUUCUAUACCCGUAUCCAUCGUCUUGCCUGGGGGCUUUCUAGCCCCUCUCUAUAUUGGCUCGCUGAGUCCGCCUAACCAUCUUGCAGAAGCCUCUGCUCGCUUCUUUUGGGCCAAAAUCCUCCUGUUGGUCCCAAUCGACGCCACGCGGCCACUGGCAUCGUCGUGCGCCGCUCGAACCUCAAUUGACAGCCCAGGAGCCCCCCUUUGGCGUUUCAACCUAGGCGUUUUGAAUAUCUCCUCUGGCCUGGCUCUCCUUGCGACUUCAACUCCUUGCAAACCUCCUUGUCGUCCCUCACACUCGUUACUCCAGGACCCGGGUAUCUAGGUGGCAUUGGAAUCUGAUCCGGCGGGAUUCCAACUUGUAAACUAUUUGUCCUGCAAUCCCUUUCCUUGCUUGCCACUCUUUUGAAGAAAUCUCGUACAGCAUCCGGAUACACUUGAAACGGCAAAUACGUCACACCGUUGCCCUUGGACUUCACAACCUUUUCCUUCAAUCACUUGAAUUUUCAAUUGGAGGAAUAGCUCUUGGGCCUGUUGAAGUGCUUUAAAACCCCCCUUAGAAGGACACCGGGAGUGGCGUCUUGUCACUUUCGAUCCAGGACAGCCUCUGAAGAUCAGCGGUGCAUAUCAGAGAAUAUCGGCCCCAGAGAAGGAUCAUUGCGGUUAUUACAGCCAAAAUUUUCUAUACUUCGACAUCUACCCCAGAAUGUACUUUAUUAGCGUACUAUCCAUAUGGAUUACCAUCUCGCUGUUCACCGCUGCCUCCGCAAAUCCAGUCGUCAGGAAAUCGCUCAAUCCUAAGCUCCUCAGGCCUAGAUCUCCCCUCACCAACUCAGCCUUCUCAGAAGACUGGCCUACCAACGUUGUCAUGGUCGGAGGAUCUCAGACCUAUGGCUAUUGGGUCCCUACCGACGGUACCUGGUAUGAUCUAGGGAACAUCGAAUGUCUCGGCUUGCCUGCUUAUGCGAUCGGCGACUGCAACGAUGUCACCAUCGACCAGAUUGGCGUCGUGGCGGGAUACGGACCCUGCAGUUUUGUCGGCAACAACGGCUACUCUUCCACCAUUGAAGGCGAUUCUGGCGAUGGCUACUACACGGUCGGCCCACCCCAGAACAUCAUGUCUGCUGCGUGUGGCUCUUCAUGACGGAAUCAACCCCCUCCAACCAACAAUCCUUCUCUCACGACGUCCAAGCGAAUCUUUGUUGAUGCGAAAAUGAAGCACGAUAAUAGACUUUGGUUCACUGAUUUCUUCGCUUCUUUUUCCCUCCUCCACCUUCCGGCAAGCUAGACUGCGCGCCCUCUGGUGGCGGUCCAACCUCCGCCGCCUGACCGAAUCAGACUCAGUCUCAUUACCAUCGAGGACAACUGCAGCCAAGAACACAGGAUGCCUCCGCCAUCACGCCUCGGCGGCGGCAUAAAGGGACUAGGGAACUCGAGGCAUGGUUUUGGGUCGGAAUGCAGAUCCAGCUGCAGCUGGGGAUGCCGAGUGAGCAUGAUAAAUGACCAGUUUGUUUCCAGGGGUCGGUCAUCCGGGCGGGGAAUCCAGGUCGCGGUACCGAGUACAGCAAACGGACGGACGGACAGGACAGAUGAAGUCCACCUGCAGCAGAUUUUCAGCAAUCUCGGCAAUCUGGACCCCCAAUUUUUGAUACCCAGCUACAGAAGGAGAGAGCUCUCAAUCAAUGUCUUUGCAAAGUUUCUGUAUCACUUCCUUCCUUCAGUCCGAUGGCCAUGUGCAAGUGGUGGCUGAUUUCUUCCCUGCGGUUGCUGCUGCCGCUACUUCUGCUUCUAGCCUCAGUCUUUAAGUGCGGGGGGUGAGCAAGGAAGAAGAGGAAGAG
Molecule: messenger RNA, 2735 nt
Organism: Cladophialophora immunda
Lineage: Eukaryota; Fungi; Ascomycota; Eurotiomycetes; Chaetothyriales; Herpotrichiellaceae
Exons: 3
Coding region: 1604-2041 (145 amino acids)
Source: RefSeq, a predicted model, not a curated record